Molecule: messenger RNA, 1773 nt
Organism: Exophiala bonariae
Lineage: Eukaryota; Fungi; Ascomycota; Eurotiomycetes; Chaetothyriales; Herpotrichiellaceae
Exons: 1
Coding region: 1-1773 (590 amino acids)
Biological process (GO): mRNA splicing, via spliceosome
Cellular component (GO): catalytic step 2 spliceosome
Molecular function (GO): mRNA binding; protein binding
Source: RefSeq, a predicted model, not a curated record
AUGUCGGGCCUCCUAGGGUCAGGAUAUGACUCUAGCGACGAUGAUGGUGUUUCCGCGAAAUCUCCACCAGCACAAGCCAAACCUGUGCAGGCUGCUCCAGAUGUGACAAUAGAGGUUUGGUCUCUACAUUUGGCGCAUGACUUUGGUCAGUCUAACAUCAUGCAGGACUCGUCGCAACUCCAAAUCGCACUUGCAAAUCCUUCCAGUACCGCCCUGACAUAUAAUGUUACUUAUGACAACCUCGCUCGACCCACCGAGGGCCCAGUAAACCCAUUCAAAUCAACAUCUGGGAAUGUUCUCAAGCGCAAAAAUGUCCUCACUGGCAAUGCAGAGGAAACCAACAUGUCGGAGGCAACUUUCAGGACACAACAUAGGACCUUUCAGAGUCUAGGCUACACGAAUGAUCCCAGUGUCAAUGGCGCAUUGGUAGGGAAUCAGGCCGCGAUCGCAAAAUACGGCGGUCGCGAUGUUGUUCAACUCGGCCACUCCAAACAAGACAGCGCGGCCAUUCGAGCGAAACGGCAAAAGAAGGGUGACAGUAGCAUCGUUGAUGGAGAAGGUGCGUAUCUUGGACCUUGGGCAAAAUAUACAAGCGAUGAUGUUUCUUAUGAGCAAGCAGAGGCUGCUGCAGACCAAGAGCUCGCUUCGGACGAAGAAUGGGUGGAAGAAGGUAUCGUGCCUACGAUAUUACCUGCGCCACCAAAAGAAGCCACUGGAUAUGGAGAAGACUCGAGCAUUACAGAGACCACCGAAUUUCAUGGUGCUGCUGAAUUCGACUACCAAGGACGAACCUACAUGCAUGUCCCGAGAGAUCUCGACAUCGAUCUUCACAAAGAACCUGGUUCACAGCAAAACUUUGUGCCCAAGAAACUCAUACACGUCUACAAGUACCACACGAAACCCAUUACUUCUCUUCGCUUCAUUCCAAAUUCAUCACAUUUACUCUUGUCCUCUGCCGCUGAUGGCAAGAUCGCUCUGUGGGAUGCCCAUCAUGACAGGACAUUGUUGAGGACAUUCUCUGGCCACAGUAAAUCUGUCACUGACACGGAUUUCCACCCUACUGGUCGCACAUUCCUAUCUGCAUCCUAUGAUCGGCAGAUGAAACUCUGGGAUACGGAGACCGGAAAGUGCAUAUCACGAUUCACCACGGGCAAAACGCCCCAUACACUCCGAUUUCAUCCCGACGGCAAUGAGUUCAUUGCAGGAAUGUCGGACAAGAAGAUUGUACAAUUUGAUACUCGGAGUGGAGAGCUGACGCAGGAAUACGAUCAUCAUCUGGGCGCGAUCAAUACACUUACUUUUGUUGAUGAAGGGAGAAGGUUCAUUUCUACGUCAGACGACAAGUCUCUCCGAGCAUGGGAAUUUGGUAUCCCAGUGCCUAUCAAAUUUAUUGCGGACCCAUCCAUGUAUGCGCUGGUCCGGUCAGCGCCACACCCCAGCGGGAAAUAUGUGGCAUUCCAAAGCGCUGAUAAUCAGAUCGUCGUCUAUGCAGCGGGUGACAAAUUCCGACAGAACCGCAAAAAGGGAUUUCGUGGCAUGAACACUUCGGGUUAUGCUAUUGACGUAGCCAUAAGCCCUGAUGGAGGUAUCAUUGCCUCGGGUGAUACUGGUGGUUUCGUCUGCUUUUGGGAUUGGAAGACUGGCAAGAUGUGGCACAAAGUGCAGGCUGGAGGAGAAGGGUCUGGCGCUGUCACUUGUGUCGCUUGGCAUAGCCAGGAGACGAGUAAAGUAGCCACUGGUGGGCUUGACGGCAUUAUCAGAUACUGGGAUUGA